GAAGAAGCAAGGUCCCAAACUGCGGGGAAAAGAAACACAACACAGCAACACCCCCCACCUUUCCCCCGUCGGUUUCCUUGGACGUCGACUCUUGCCCGCCAACUCCUUAGACUGAUUGAUGAGGACAGAUCCCAAUUCAGAUCUGAUUUAGUUUCGAUCCGCACCGACUCCCCAUCCCGAUGUCUGCUCUGCUGCGUCUGACCCUCUUCACCAAGGCCAACUGUGGUCUCUGCACCACCGCCAAGGAGGCGCUCACACGAGUCCAGGCCAAGAUCCCUUUCCAUCUCGAUCAAAUCGACAUCUACGCACCAGGACAGGAAGCCGCCCAAAAGUACAUGUUUGAUGUGCCCGUGGUCGAGCUCAAUGGCCGUGUUGCUAUGAUGCACCGUAUUGAUGAGCCCAAGCUGAUUGAUAUUCUACACAAAGAGCAGGAGAACACGGCCACUAAGUAGUCCAAGUGUCAGCAUUUUCAAACACGAAUAAAAAGCUUCGAAUGGUCCUUCCUUCUCUUUGAGGUAACCAUGGGCAAUCCCAUCCGCGAC
This is a messenger RNA of Gamsiella multidivaricata, 542 nucleotides long. Its product is annotated as thioredoxin-like protein. Bases 180 to 452 code for a protein of 90 amino acids. The record is from RefSeq and is a predicted model, not a curated record. The transcript has 2 exons. Lineage: Eukaryota; Fungi; Mortierellomycota; Mortierellomycetes; Mortierellales; Mortierellaceae.